GUAAAACUGUGGAUAUCGCAGUAAGGUGGUAUUAUUCGCCUGAAUUAAAUGAGUGGGUUUCUGAUAGGAUUUACUUUUUGGUGAAUACCAAUUGGAAUUUAGCUUCAUUUCAGGGAGCACAUUAUACUGUCAGUCGAAAUUGAACCUUAAUUGUACCGCAUGUGCUGCUUCAGCUGAGUGUGGGCCGUGCUUGUCGCGGUCAAUCGGUGCCGGAUUUGUUCCUCGUGUUGUGAUGGCUCUCGGAAGUGAAGUGAAUGAUGAUAAUUCUACAAAAAAUACUUCUCAAAAAGUGAAAAACGGUUCGGCUAGCAACAAUGUGAAGGACAAGAGUGGUAGCGAGAAUGUUAUCAAAGCCGACAAGGUGGAGGUCACAAAGAUGAAAAAGAACAUAUCGGUGAAGACGGCAGGCAGCAACGGGCACGCGCGCACGCCAAACGGGCGCGCCGACGACGAGGGCGGUGGUAGCGCGCGCGUGUCCUACGCGGCUGCCGCGCGCAAGCCACCAUCCCCCGGUACCAACCCGGCACCGUUCCCUAUGCCCACAGAAACCACACAAAAAUCAAAAAGCAAUAACGAAAAGACACAAACGAAUUCCAGUAAAUCCAAUUUAAAGGUUAACGGGGAAGAACGGAUACCUAGCGACAGUGAUGUUAAAGAAGACAAGUCACACACCAAAGAGCAAAUUGUAAAUGGAACAAACAAAUCGCACGAGACCAUUAUUAAUGGCGAUGCUAAAAAAGAAAAUUCAGAAUGUGAUAUUAGUAGUAGUAGAGAUAAUGGUAAAGUAGUUUCUAAUGGAAUUAACAGUGAUUCAGACGAUUCGAAGUCCAGCAAGUCUGACGAGGGUCAUGAUGUCGUAUUACCGAAGGUUUGUCCGAAGAAAAACUCUGACAGUAGGGUAUCUGAUAAGAAAAAAGAGAGCAAAAAGACUAAGGCGGCAGCUGAUAAGAGUAGUGAGUCUGAAAAGAAAGUGAGUGUUAUCGUAACGGAUAAGAAAGAAGAAGAUUCAAAGGAAGCGGACGCAACAGAAAAAGUUAACGGUGAAUGUAAUAAAGUCGUUAAUGGAGAUAAAGAUAGGGAGUCGACGCCCAGUGAAGAUGGUGAUGACAAAAAGAGAGAUGCUGAGGUUGUUUUCAUUCAAGAUAUGGGAUUCACUGUUAAAAUUGUUAGCCCUGGAGCGGAACCAUUAGAUAUUCAGGUAUUGAGCAUGGAGCUCGUGCAAGAAAUCCAUCAGGUGUUGAUGGAUCGCGAAGACACCUGUCACAGAACCUGUUUCUCUCUGCAACUCGACGGCGUCACCCUAGAUAACUUCGCGGAAUUGAAAAAUAUUGAAGGAUUAAAGGAAGGAUCAGUUAUCAAAGUGGUAGAAGAACCGUACACGAUGCGGGAGGCUCGCAUCCACGUGCGUCACGUGCGCGACCUGCUCAAGUCGAUAGACUACACCGACGCCUACGCCGGGCAAGAGUGUAGCUCGCUUGCCUUCCUCAAUGUUAUCACCCAGGGCGAUAUACUUGAAAAGAAGAAGUCGCGCCCAGAGAGCGUGGAUUGCACGCCGCCCGACUACAUAAUGCCAGGCAGCACAGAGCGGCCAUUAUUACCCUUGCAUCCGGGGCUGACCAAGGAAAACAAAGCUCCCCAAUGUUUGAAGGUGCUGACGACCUCGGGUUGGAACCCGCCGCCGGGCCCGCGCAAGAUGUGCGGCGACCUGCUGUACCUACACGUCGUCACUCUCGAGGACCGCCACUUCCAUAUCACGGCGUGUCCCCGCGGAUUCUACCUCAAUCAGUCCACCGAAGAAGUGUUCAACCCCCGCCCCUCCACCCCGUCCCUGCUGUGCCACUCCCUCAUCGAGCUGCUGAGCAUCGUGUCGCCCGCGUUCAAGCGCAACUUCGCUCUGGUCCAGAAGAAACGCAUGCAGAAACACCCCUUCGAGAGGGUCGCGACACCGUACCAGGUAUAUCAAUGGGCGUCGCCUGUGCUCGACCACACAGUGGAUGCGAUACGCGCAGAGGACACAUUUUCGUCAAAGCUCGGUUAUGAAGAACACAUCCCGGGGCAGACGCGCGACUGGAACGAGGAGCUGCAGACCACUCGGGAGCUGCCUCGCGGCACGCUGCCCGAGCGGCUACUUCGAGAGAGGGCUAUUUUUAAGGUUCACAGCGACUUCGUAGCGGCGGCGACGCGCGGCGCCAUGGCCGUCGUGGACGGGAACGUGAUGGCCAUCAACCCCGGCGAGGAGCCCAAAAUGCAGAUGUUCAUUUGGAACAACAUCUUCUUCUCGCUGGGCUUCGAUGUGCGCGACCACUACAAGGACUUGGGAGGAGAUGCGGCCGCCUUCGUCGCGCCGCGCAACGACCUCCAAGGAGUCCGCGUAUACAGCGCCGUGGACACCCCCGGGCUGCACACGCUCGGCACCGUCGUGGUCGACUACCGCGGCUACCGCGUCACCGCGCAGUCCAUCAUCCCCGGCAUCCUCGAGAAGGAGCAGGAGCAGAGCGUCGUCUACGGCAGCAUCGACUUCGGCACCACCGUGCUCUCGCAUCCCAAGUAUAUGGAGCUGCUCAGCAAAGCCGGUCAGCAGCUGAAGAUAAUGCCGCAUUCCGUAACCAGCGCCAACGGCGAGACCGUCGAACUGUGCUCGAGCGUGGAGUGCAAGGGCAUCAUCGGCAACGACGGCCGUCACUACAUCCUCGACCUGCUGCGCACCUUCCCGCCCGACGUCAACUUCUUACAGCUUGAAGACGACGAGCUGAGAGAAGACAUCAAAGCUAUGGGCUUCCCUAUUAUCCACAAGCACAAGUUGUGUUGCCUUAGGCAGGAAUUAGUUGAUAGUUUCGUUGAGGCCCGUUACUUCAUGUUCAUCCGCUACGCAGCGUUCCACCUCCAGCAGCUCAGCGCCAAGCGCCAGCGCGACUCCGGCGACGCCAAGCCAAUCGAAGCCGGCAAAGAGCCAGAGGACAAAGAUCAGCCCAAGAAAACCAAAGAGCCGGAGACAAAACGCGACAAGAAGAGCCAGGAGAAAGAAGCCAAAGAUAAGAAGAAGGAUAAAAAAGAGAAGGAAAGUGCCAAAAAAGAAGAGGUUAAGGUUGAGAAAGACAGUGAAAAACCCAAGGAGGAUGAUUUAUUGUUGAAUGAGAAUUACUCAGAUAUCGAUACCGACGUCGCUAAGAAGAUUGUAGAAAGCAUCACAGAUUCUAUCUGCGGUGACAAGGAUAAGGAAGAGAGUGAUACAGGCGGGCGCUCCCGCGCGGUAGUGGCAGCAGCGGCUCGCGCCGUAUCGUCCCUGAAGGAGUCUGAGUUCGACGUGCGCUUCAACCCCGACGUGUACUCGGCCGGCAUCCGCCACGCCGCGCCGCCCGGCUCGCUGGCGUGCCAGCGCCACCUCGUCAAGGAGGCCGCCGCCUUCCUGCUCACUACUCAGAUACCCGCCUUUGUUCGCGAAUGCCUGGAGCAGCAGGCGGCGCCCAUGGACGGCGCGGGGCUGGCGGAGGCGCUGCACGCGCGCGGCAUCAACGUGCGCUACCUGGGCCGCGUGGCCGCCGCGCUCAAGCCCGUGGCCUCGCUGCAGUACCUGCACGCCAUCGCCGUCGGCGAGCUCGUGCUGCGCGCCGCCAAGCAUCUCUACACUGCCUACCUGCAGGGUUGCGAGCCGAUGUGCAUCGGGUCGGGCGUGGCGCACUUCCUGAACUGUCUUCUCGGCGCAUGCGCCGCGCCGGCGGUGUCGGGCGCAGACACGCUGGCGCCGGCGCGGGGGCGCGGAGGCCGCGGCCGCCGCACGCGCCGCCCCGCGCCCGCCAGCCCGCUGCCCGAGUGGCAGAACCUUACGCCUAAGGCGCUGUUUGCGCAGAUCAAGCAGGAGCUCAAGGCGUAUUGGGGCUAUGAAUUGGCUGCCGAUAACAUGGACAAUGUUAUAGAAAAACACGGCCUACAAAAAAUAUCACUUCUCAGGUCCUUCGCAUUGAAAGUCGGGCUCCAAAUUAUGCUGCGGGAAUAUGAAUUUGAAAGCAAGAACAAGACCACAUUCUCCAGCGCAGACAUUAUGAAUAUCUUCCCCGUUGUCAAACAUAUCAAUCCUAGGGCAUCAGACGCCUACAAUUUCUACACAACCGGCCAAAACAAAAUCCAAGCGGGCUCCGUAUCCGAGGGCCACGAACUGAUCGCGGAAGCUCUCAACCUGCUCAAUAAUGUGUACGGAGCUAUGCACGGCGAGAUCGCGCAGUGCUUGAGGAUGGUCGCGCGACUGUGCUACGUGACAGGCGAACAUAGGGACGCGAUGGCGUACCAGCAGAAGGCCGUGCUCAUGUCAGAGAGGGUCAACGGCAUCGACCAUCCUUACACUAUUACUGAAUAUUCGCACCUGGCGCUGUACUGCUUCGCCAACGGGCAAGUGAGCACGGCGCUCAAGCUGCUGUACCGCGCGCGCUACCUCGCGCUGCUCGUCUGCGGCGAGAACCACCCCGAGAUGGCGCUGCUCGAUAGCAACAUCGCUUUAAUACUGCACGCGGUCGGCGAAUACGAGCUGUCCCUGCGCUUCGUGGAGCGCGCACUGAGCGUGACGUGCGCGGUGCACGGCGCGCGCUCGCUGAAGGCGGCCGUGGCGCGCCACCUGCUCGCGCGCACGCUGUCCUGCCUCGGCGACUUCCGCGCCGCGCUCCAGCACGAGAAGGAGACCUACUCCAUAUACAAGCAGCUGUUGGGCGAGAAGCACGAGAAGACGCGCGAGUCGUCGGAGUGCCUGCGGCACCUGACGACGCAGGCGGUGGUGCUGCAGAAGCGGCUGGCCGAGGCCUACGCGCGCGCGCCGCACCAGCCGCCGCAGCACCCGCCGCUGCACAUCCAGCCGCCCGGCAUGGCCUCCGUCAUCGACAUGCUCAACCUCAUCAACGGCAUACUCUUCGUGCAGAUCAGCCCUCAAGAUAUCGAGCAGUUCAAAGCAGAAAUAGAAAAAAGACAACUAAAAGACUUACCGAUCCCAGGCCUUGCUGAACUAAGCACCGGCAAAGAGAAAGUCGAGAAAACUGAGCUGAACGCGGGCGGAGACGCGUCGUCAGAGAGUUGAAACCGCCGGCCGUAAUCCACUCCCGCUUUACAUCCAGGGCCGGAUUAACCAUAGGCAAUGAAGGCUAUUUAGGGGCUGAUCAGGUUUCACAGAUAACUGAGUUUACUGGAUUGUUACCGUCAAAACUUUAACGGUUUACAAUCUACUCCAUAAAAACGAUAGCGCCGCGAGCGCCAUCUAGUUCGGGUGUCAAAGUAACAACCAUUGUAAUAUUUUUAGAAUCAAUCCGUGUUUAUUGAUAACUCGUUAUCUGUGGCUCUAUUCAGAGAAUAACACGAAGGGAAAUGCCUGACGCUUGCGUUGCCAAUAGGCCGAUGCACACAGCUAUGCGUUAUCCAGCUCCCUUCGCAGCACAUCGCUUGCGUUGCGUAAGGGCUCAUUUAGACGAAGCGAGAACUCGCAUGCGAGUUUCAUUACAUUGCGGGUGUUGAUCGGUUGGUUGAAUUGGACGUAACCGCAAAAGUCCGCAAUGUAGCUAAAAUUGCAUUCGAGUACGCGCGCCGUCUAAAUCAGCCUUAAGGAUGGUAUUCCAUUCCAUCUAUCCAAUUUCUUUGUCCAAUGUGUAUUGCGUCUCACAUUUUGCUUUGUGAGAGAUCGAGACGCAAUGACAUGAUAAAGAAAUUGGCCAGGUGGAAUACCACACUAAGCACUGGUAACGAAUGCGGCGCCCAACGCUAGCGAUGUACUGCGUAGAAAGCAGGAAACUUGCUAUAUUCGCAACUGAUGUGGCCUGGCCUCAAAUGCCUGUUUGGCUUAAUCCGGCCCUGAACAUUUAUUAUACAUUGUUACUUUAUAAUUAUUGAUUGAUGAUAUUGUUCCUUAUUAUCGAAGAAUGUAUGCCGUAGUAGGUAGCGUGCUAAGGUUUGAUGUAGAUUUUUUUAUUAGUCAAAUUUUGAUGGUAAUUAUUUCGAUCAAAUAAUUAUGCGUUAUUUUAAGUCUCGCAGAGUGCAAUAGGUUUAUGUGCAUGUGCGUACGUUGCGUAUUUCGCUCAAAUCACCUGAACACGAUGAUUUCGUAGGACCUAAAAUCGGCCUUCAGUUUUCUACAUUCUUAUACAAGAAAGUAGUGUAACAUUGGUUGAAUUCUGUACACUAUGAAGAGAAAUAAUAUGCCUAAUGACAUUCGAUUCUAGUCCAAAUAAUAUCAGUAAAAAAGCUUAAAAUAAAGGAUCUUCGAGAUAUUAAUUUGGAGUUAUAACACUAAACUAACUCCGGAAAUAGGUACAAUGUUUCUUAUGAAAUUCAUAUUUUUUUCGACAAUUUUUUUUAUAUGUUACUAUAACCUGAUGGCAUAUCUCUUUAAAUGAGGAAGCUAUUUAUAUUGUUUAUUUAUAUAUUUAUUUAUGCAAAAUAUAAUUUAUAAUAAAGAACUCCUCGUUUUGGCAAUCGUGUUAACACAGUAAUAGUUAUUUACGAUACAAGUGCGGAAAAGAGGAAAUUCGAAACGAGUGGCGAUAAAUUAAAACACACCGAAGGGAGUGUUUUAAAUCGACACGAGUUGCGAAUUACCUAUUCGCACGUGUACCGUACAACGUUUUACAGUACAUAUGGCCCUUUAAACUUUCGACAUACGCACGAAAAGUGCUAUUUUACGCACUAGUUCGGGAAAAUAAGACCAUAUGUACUGUAAAUAACUAUUUCGGCUAUGUUUCACUAGGCAUAUGCAUGCAUUAAUUAUUUUGAAAAGUACCUACUUAUACCGAUUUUGAGGUCCUGCAAUCACUGUGUGAAUGUAGGUUUAAUUUUAUGCUUCCGUUUCAAAUUCACAAUUUGAUCGUUAUCCGAUGUAGUGCAAUGGAAAUGUAGUGAUAAUAGCAAUAAGUUUCGGUUGUGAGCCCGGACCGCACUGCGCCCGGUGUCCGGCGUCCGGCGUCUGGUGCUACCGGCGAGUCCGAAUAAACAAAUGAUUUUAUGAAUUGUUAUGUCGAGUAUUAUUUCUUUACUUAAUUAGUACGGGAGUAUAUUGUUGACAUGCCCAUAGUCGUAGAAAUUUUGUUAUAUUGUCAUUGAAAUGUAACAGGAUUUGAACAUUUCUGUAGGUUUUUAAUUACGUAACAUAUAGGUAUUGAUCAGAUUUCUAGAUUGUAUUUUGUUUUGUAGCUAGUUGCCUGUUUGCGAUGAUCCGUGUCGUUAGAGCGUCCGCAAUGUCGCGCGGGUGAAAUUGAAGGGAUGGUUACAAAAACAACAUAACUGCUUAGAGCGGUUGACACUUUUUUAAGAACAUUGUUAAUCGUUUCAGGUGUCAACCAGUGUAGUCAGUUAUGUUUUUUGUAAACAUCCCUUCAAUUGCAGGUACAAUCCGCCGCACGCGCUCACGUCAGUUAGGCUUAGAACGCACUUUGAUAUUUUUUUUGCGGUAUCAGUCAAAUUCCUUGCGUUUUCAGUCUUGCAAGUGCGCGACCUUAUGAUUCAUGCCGUACGUUACACUUUUUGCGGUUCUGAAACCGCAAGAAAUGAAUCGCAGUGCGUGCUAAUCCUUAGCGGCGCUCAAUUUUUCUUUAACCCACUCGUCCGCUCUGUGUACACGCGCGACGUAGCGGACGCCCUUAGUCAACCGCAGUUUCGACCAAAGUAAUGACUAUGACGAGUGACGGAAGAUAUACGCUACAUGGGAGCCUGGAUUGGAAAGACGUAAAUUAAACUCCGAAUUAUCUACUGAUAUAAUAUACACUGCCUUCGAUUGUUAGCUUACUUUCAGAUUUUAGUGUGAUUAGUGCCAUAUAAUGUAGUGAGAAUAAAUCUCUUCGUAAUGUUUCUGUUAGUCUGUGAUAUGAAUUGUUUUAUCAACGAGCCACUUGCCUUGCUGAU
Molecule: messenger RNA, 7866 nt
Organism: Cydia splendana
Lineage: Eukaryota; Metazoa; Arthropoda; Insecta; Lepidoptera; Tortricidae
Gene: clu
Product: clustered mitochondria protein homolog
Exons: 25
Coding region: 233-5059 (1608 amino acids)
Biological process (GO): intracellular distribution of mitochondria
Cellular component (GO): cytoplasm
Molecular function (GO): protein binding; mRNA binding
Source: RefSeq, a predicted model, not a curated record